CGUGUUAGUCGAAUGAAUCUAUUUUACAUAUAAUUUAAUGUUUCAUUUAUUUGUAAACCAAAACGUACGGUAUUGUCAAAAAAGAUUGUCGAGAACGCUUCGCAUGUAGGACAUUUGGGGAUUUUCCGCCUUCAACUGAGCCAUGUCUCUAAAUAGUUUAUUGCCACAACCGACGCAAGUCGUGUGGGACAGAGAGGACGAAGCUAGGGAGGCAAAACUUCGUCAGAGGCCAGUGUCUGCAUUGGUCAAGGCAGUGGUGAGUGCACCACCUUAUGGACAAAGGAAAGGAUGGGUGCCUCGAAAUGAAGAUGAUUUUGGUGAUGGAGGUGCGUUCCCGGAAAUUCACGUAGCGCAGUUUCCCCUAAACAUGGGAGCAAAAGGCAAGGAGUCAACAAGCAAUGCUCUGGCUGUGCAGCUUGACUCUCAGGGGAAAGUCAAAUAUGAUCUCAUUGCCAGGCAGGGCCACUCUAAGGAUAAAAUUGUUUAUAGCAAAUUGACAGACCUACUGCCAUCUGAAAUUUUGACCGAAGAUGAUCCAAGCUUGCAAAAGCCAUCUGAAGAAGAGGCAGAAGAUACAACAGAGAGAACCAAAAAAGCAUUGGAGAAGAUUAUUGAAUCUAAAAUAGCUGCAGCCAUGCCUGUCAGGAGGGCUGAAAAGCAAGCACCUGCACAAUAUAUCAGGUACACACCCUCUCAGCAGGGUCAGUCUUUUAAUUCUGGGGCCAAACAACGAGUUAUAAGAAUGGUAGAAGCACAAGUGGAUCCUAUGGAACCUCCUAAAUUUAAAAUCAAUAAAAAGAUUCCAAGGGGACCUCCAUCACCACCUGCACCCGUAAUGCACUCUCCAACCCGGAAAGUGACUGUUAAAGAACAAAGAGAGUGGAAAAUUCCACCUUGCAUUAGUAACUGGAAAAAUGCAAAGGGUUACACUAUCCCUUUGGAUAAACGUUUGGCUGCAGAUGGCAGGGGUCUCCAACAAGUCCAUAUCAAUGAAAACUUUGCCAAAUUGGCUGAAGCUCUUUAUAUUGCUGAUAGGAAAGCAAGAGAGGCAGUUGAAAUGAGAGCUCAAUUAGAGAAAAAAUUGGCACAAAAAGAAAAAGAGAAGAAGGAAGACCACUUAAGGCAGCUGGCUGAGAAAGCUCGUAACGAGAGGGCAGGGUUAAAAACUGCUGCCAUGCUAGACAAAAACGAAGAGAUUCGGGAAAGAGAUCAACUGAGGCAAGAGCGUCACAAGGAUCGUGCGCGUGAUCGCAACCUGGCACGGGCUGCUCCCGAUAAGAGGAAUCGUCUUCAGCGUGAAAGGGAGCGUGACAUAAGUGAACAAAUUGCUUUGGGUAUGCCUGCCAAGAAUAUUAGCACUAGUGGGGAUCAAGCGUUUGAUCAACGAUUAUUUAACACGAGCAAGGGUAUGGAUAGUGGAUAUGGCCAUGACGAUGAAUAUAAUGUUUAUGACAAACCAUGGAGGGAUACGAACUCCUUAGCUAAUCACAUCUACAGACCCAAUAAAAACUUGGAUCAAGACAAUUAUGGUGAAGAUUUGGAAAAACUCAAAAAUACAAAUAGAUUUGUUCCUGAUAAGGAAUUUAGUGGUACUGACCGAACUGGGGCAGCCCGUUCAGGACCUGUCCAAUUUGAAAAGGAAGAAGAAGAUCCCUUUGGAUUAGAUCAAUUCUUGAAACAGGCCAAAAGAGCCAGUAACACUGCAUCAGCUACUAAACGAAAAGACGAUCGUGACCCAAAGAAAGAUGACAGAAGUGACAAACGACGAAAACACAAUUAAUUUUACCUCCAUUGAUUUUUUUUUUUUUUUUUUGUAGUUAAGGUGAGAAAUUUAAUCAACCAAUAGAAUUUAUAACUAAAUACUGCAAUAUAAUUUAUCAAGCGAGAA
Copidosoma floridanum is the source of this 1888-nucleotide messenger RNA. RefSeq names its product Puff-specific protein Bx42 (gene Bx42). Gene Ontology annotation, biological process: mRNA splicing, via spliceosome. The record is from RefSeq and is a predicted model, not a curated record. Gene Ontology annotation, cellular component: spliceosomal complex. NCBI's taxonomy places the organism in Eukaryota, Metazoa, Arthropoda, Insecta, Hymenoptera, Encyrtidae.